Messenger RNA from Camellia sinensis, 534 nucleotides. NCBI's taxonomy places the organism in Eukaryota, Viridiplantae, Streptophyta, Magnoliopsida, Ericales, Theaceae. The record is from RefSeq and is a predicted model, not a curated record.
AUGACUUCAGCGAUGAGAAUAUUGUCAUAUGGUGUUGCAGCAGAUGCAGUUGAUGAUUACAUACGUAUCGGAGAAAGUACUGCAAUUCAAAAAUAUCUGAGAUCUCCAACACCAACUGACAUUGCUAGAUUACUUGCUAUUAGAGAGGUUCGGGGGUUUCCUGGCAUAUUGGGAAGUUUAGAUUGCAUGCAUUGGGAGUGGAAAAAUUGUCCAAAGGCAUGGCAAGGUCAAUAUGUAGGCCAUCAAAAGAAGCCAACCAUUAUUCUUGAAGCAGUAGCAUCUUAUGACUUAUGGAUUUGUCAUGCAUUUUUUGGAAUGCCUGGCUCACACAAUGACUUGAAUGUGUUGGACCGAUCGCCUUUGUUUUCUGAUCUUGCGCAAGGUAAAGCUCCCCCUGUCCAUUACACGAUUAACGGACAUAAUUACGAUAUGGGUUAUUACCUUGCUGAUGGUAUAUACCCUCAAUGGGCUACACUGGUUCAAACAAUUUCUUCUCCCCAAGGAGCAAAGAGACAACAUUUUGCAAUGAUGUAA